Messenger RNA from Sitophilus oryzae (rice weevil), 9960 nucleotides. RefSeq lists its product as uncharacterized. Gene Ontology annotation, cellular component: mitotic spindle. Lineage: Eukaryota; Metazoa; Arthropoda; Insecta; Coleoptera; Curculionidae. Gene Ontology annotation, molecular function: protein binding. Gene Ontology annotation, biological process: regulation of mitotic cell cycle; mitotic spindle organization. The transcript has 52 exons. The record is from RefSeq and is a predicted model, not a curated record. Bases 257 to 9688 code for a protein of 3143 amino acids.
UAUGGCGAUAUCGGUGCAGUGUUGAUAUUUCGUCGCAGUGUUUUCGAACUUUUGUGUAGUGUUUUCGUUUAAAAACUGAGUUAAAAAUCGCAAAACAACACCCCAGGAAUUGUUAGAUAACUAAAAAAACAUAUCCUAAUACAAUGUAGUGAAACACUAAAGUGAAUCAUCUUCCACACUAGAUAGAAAAUUAAAAUCAUCAGGAAUUGAACAGGAAUUCGAGAAAAUUUAGGAAGAAGACUGUCUAAAGGUGAACAUGGAUGAUACAGAUGGUGGACCAGGAAAAAUUUUGAGGGCAAAGUCCUUGAAGCGGGGAAAGCCAGAGGAAAGAAUCACUGACAGGGUGAAGCUAGAAAGAGUACUUGGUGUGACGGUAGCCAGUAAUGCUUCUUUAGGAACAGACAACAAUGGAAUAAUAGCUUAUCCUGCAGGAUGCACCGUGGUUUUGUUUAAUAUAAGGACUGAACAACAGAAUCACAUAAUCAACACAAGCAGAAAAACUAUAACAUCUUUAGCAUAUUCCUCCUGUGGUAGAUACAUAGUUACAGGUGAAUGUGGCCAUCAACCUGCUGUAAGAGUAUGGGAUCUACAGUCCGAUCCACAAUCUGGCCAUCCAGGUUUGGCACCUCAGCCUCAACAGGUUGCCGAAUUUCUGGGACACAAAUACGGUGUCAAUUGUGUUGCUUUUUCUCCUACAAACAAAUACGUGGUGAGCGUCGGUACCCAACAUGAUAUGAUAGUCAAUGUGUGGGAUUGGAAAAAUAAUAUAAAAGUUGCCAGCAAUAAAGUUAGUACCAAAGUGAAAGCAAUCGCAUUUUCUGAAAAUGGAAAUUACUUUGUAACUGUAGGCAACCGCCAUGUAAAAUUUUGGUUUUUGGAGAGCGGUAAAAAUAAGUACAAAGAAGCGGUACCUUUGAUGGGCAGGUCGGCCAUACUGGGUGAGCAAAGGAACAAUUAUUUCUGUGAUGUAGCUUGUGGCAAAGGAGAGUGUGGCGAUAGUACUUACGCCAUCACCAGGUCCGGACUGCUUUGUGAAUUUAAUAAUAGAAGACUUUUAGAUAAGUGGGUAGAAUUAAGGACAACCAGUGCCAAUUGUAUUACAGUAGGUCAAAAACAUAUUUUUGUGGGUUGCGCGGAAGGUAUUAUAAGGUGUUUUGACCCUACGACACUUAGGUUUAUCACGACAUUACCUAGAUGUCACUACCUAGGCGUCGAUGUAUCUUUAGGAACUAAUAUACAGCAUAUGGCUUCGCCCCCUCAAGACGCCAAAUAUCCUGACACUGUAGCUAUAACUUUCGACGAAACUAAUAAUAAAUUAACAGCAGUUUACAACGAUCACUCUAUAUAUAUUUGGGAUGUUUUCAACAUUAAAAGGGUGGGAAAGUCAUGUUCUUUUCUAUACCAUUCAGCGUGUAUAUGGGGUGUGGAAAUGGCACCCCAGAACAGCGGAUUGCCUCCAGGAAGUUUCCUGACCUGUAGCUCAGACGAUACGAUCAGGGUCUGGACUUUAGACAAAAUGAACGAGAAAAACAGUCGUGGAAUGUACCAACAGAACGUCUAUAGUAACGAUUUAUUGAAAGUAGUGUAUAUAGACAAGGAUCUGUCUUACAUAAAAGACUUAGAUAUAUCUGGAACUGUUACAAACGAUAAACAACCCGAUCAAACAUCAUACGAUGGAAAAAAUGGUGUAAGGUCUAUAAGGAUUAGCCCCAACGGAAAACACUUAGCGUCUGGAGACAGAUCAGGAAAUAUACGUAUUCAUGAUAUCGCACAAAUGAAAGAACUUUACAAGAUUGAAGCACAUGACUCUGAAGUGUUAUGUUUGGAGUACUCAGCUAAUGAGUCUUCUUACAGUUUGCUCGCGAGUGCAAGUAGGGAUCGACUCAUUCAUGUGUUUGAUACGAAAAACGGUUAUGAUUUUGUUCAAACCUUAGAUGACCACUCUUCAAGCAUUACAGCAGUGCGAUUUUUGAAUCAUUCAAAUAAUAUCCAAAUGAUUUCUUGUGGAGCUGACAAAAGCUUAAUAUUUAGAUCCCUAGGAGAGUUCAAUGGUAAAGUUCAAUUUGCGCGUGAUCAUAAUGCCACUGGAAAGACCACGCUGUAUGAUAUGGAAGUGGACACGGGUCAGAAGCACGUACUGACAGCCUGUCAAGAUAGAAACGUCAGAAUUUACAACGUAACCACCGGAAAACACACAAAGACCUUUAAAGGCAGCACCGGCGAUGAUGGUACGCUUAUAAAGGUAGUUUUAGACAGAUCGGGUAUAUAUCUGGCAACGUCGUGCACUGAUAAAAGCUUAUCAGUGUACGAUUACUAUUCUGGGGAGUGUAUGGCAACAAUGUGCGGUCACAGCGAGUUAGCUACUGGACUUAGGUUCACUAACGAUUGUAGAAGACUAGUUAGUGCUAGUGGAGAUGGUUGUAUAUUUGUAUGGAGGAUACCUCACGACAUGGUUAUAACAAUGCAAGCACGUUUGAGCCAGCAAGCCAUGAGACAAGGAAAAAUGCUGGAAUCAGAAAUGUUUAACGAAAAUAGUAAUUUCGAUAUAUACGAGGGCAUUUCAAAUAUUGAUGCAAAUUAUAGGUUUAGUAUAGGUCAAUUACCACAGUGGGCCAAGAAACAGCUCACUGAGGAAUCUAGUCAACCACCGAGUGUUACAAAAGGCGUGGCAGCGCCUAAAGGACGAUGGGCUCAAAGGGCUGAGUUUUCUACUACUCUAGUUCAGUCGCUUUAUGGUGGUAACCCUGUCCUAUUCCCCGCUGUAGAUAGAAGGCUUGACUCAGAUGGUUCAAAGGAAAGCUCUCUGGAUAGUGGUACCGAUCUUAAGCUAUACCAAGAGACUAAGAAGGUUGAGUCUAUGUCUAUGACAUCGAAGAUAUCUCCCAAUAUUACUAUAAGGGACAGAAAUAGGAGAGGGAUAAUGACUGAUGAUAGUGCUAUAGGAGAUAUUUCUUUACGAAGACCGUUAUAUUAUCCAUCACUAGCUGACUCACCUAGCGGAAACGAAUACACAGUAACCAACAUCGACGCUGACGAACUUAGGAAAUCGCAAAGGAAAAAGAAAACUCCCCAGAUUUUAAUCCAGCAACCCACAACAGGAACUUAUGAUUCUGAAGAUGACGAUGAUGAUGCAUCAACUCCAAGCGGUGAAAAUACUGACAGAAAUCCAAUGUCUCUGUUCUCUGUUAGUUCAGAGUCUCUGGACCAAUUAGUGAAUAGAGAAAGGUAUCUUCAGUCGACUUUCGAGAGUAUGUCUGGAGCUGAAACUGAACAUCACACACCCUCUAAUAAAUCGUCGUUUUCAUCUAAAUUUUUAACAAAUAGCGGAAACAAAAAUAUCGAAGCUAUUAACGCUGUGAAAAUGACCAAAUCUGACCCUGAAGCGAUAAAGAAACGACAAGAAUUGAACAAAAGGAUAGCAGAAACCAAAAAGAAGUUAGAGAGUUUUGGACAUGUUAGCCCACUGAAAUACAGCCAGUCCAUACAUGAUUUGAGUCAUAUACCUGAGAGAGACAAGUGGUCAAAGAAACAAGCAGACAUUGAUAGUGCUAACGCUUCCUCAACUAACACUACAAUCAAUAAAACCGACCCAUGCAGCGUUUGCACAUCUAUAAGUACUUCUUUCACCGAUUUUGUACCGUCUAGCAAAAGCGUACCAGUCGAUCUACAACUGUGCGGUUGUUUCAUGAGUGACAUCGAAAAAAACACCACUCAGUUGAGUCAAAUACUCAAUUUGAGUCGAGAUAACGAUAAAACUUGCUCAAAAUCGCGUCCUUUGAGUUUGAGUGGGUUAAAUACGGUGAAUUUUGAUGCGGAGAGUAUAAGUUUUCGUGAAAGCCUGGAGAAAGCAACAAAAAGUCCAGAAAGGAGUCUGGAAUCACUUAUUAGACCCAGAAAAUUAAAGUUAGACAAGACUUUGACUAAGUACAAAAUGCACAAGAGCCUUCCUGUCAGUCCUGUCAGUGAGGAAAGACAGUUUGCUGACUUUGUCGAUCAGCAAAAAUGCAGUGAUUUGCAACAGAGACAAAGUUUCAGUUAUUUUUUGGAUCUCGAUCCCAAAUCGACAGACGAAGGUUUCAGACAAGUUUGCAGCGAUAUAGAGAAAUUUAGUGUGGAUUUUAACAAAAAAUACGAUCAAAUUGAGAAAAAUUUCCCUGUCAAAAGUGCCAAAGGCGAAGAAAAUAAUCCUGAAGAUGAAGAUGGCAAUUUUAGCUCGGAUUCGUUAGAGGACUAUAACUUUUUUUCUUAUAGCAUUAAAAAGGGUAAAAAGAACGUACCACCGAGGAGAUGUGUGUCAAAUAACGAAAUAUAUCGGUAUCAAGAAGAAUAUAUUGAGGAAAUUCCAAAAAGCGAAUCAUUUUACUUGAAUCAAAAUUACUCGAUACAGGGUAGCCAAGAAAGUAUUCUUUCGGACGAGAAUAACCUCGAUUACAACGACUUCUACAGGGGGGAAGCAAAAAGUUAUUGUAACAGUUUGGAAAGCGUCAUUUCUAACGAUUCUGAUUGCAAGAGUGCUCCCCUUGAGAUAUUGUUUGAAGAUAAAAGAAAAGAACUUAUAUCCGAGGGGAACUGCAAAAUGCCUCAUUCGCAAAGCCUGCCAAAAAAUAUAUCGUGCAAGUACGACACAGAAUUAUCGUCUAGUCUUCCUAAAAAUUUUAUUGAACAUCAUUAUACUGCAUCUCAGCCAAUACAAGCAUCAUCAGGGAAAAAAAGUAAAGGUAGUUUGAAAACUUGCCAGACUCAGACAGAUUUUGAGACACCUCAGCAAAUUGUGGCAAAGAAAGCAGGAAGAGGUUCAGAAGAUUUUCAGAAAAAAUUGCUCAAAUUUGAAAGUACUAUUGCUCAAAGCACUCAUAAAAAACCGGUCGCAUUUUUUGUCGAAACAAACACUAGCAGAGGCAAAUCAAACACAAAACUAAGCAAAGAAAACGUCCCUAUUAAUUUACCAAAAAAUAGUCAAAAAACAAAACACGAAAACUCAGAAAUGUACAUACCAACUCUAGCUUCGAAGAACAAACAAUACAAAAGCAAAUUUUGCAAUGUGUUGAACAAUAAGCCUGAUCAGAACUUGGAUAUAUUUGAAGAAAGAGCCAAUGGCAAAAAUAAUGGCAAUAAUUUUACUUUAUCCACUAUCAAUUUUGAAAGAAAUGGAAACAGAAACAAUAUUCAGGAAACAUCUAGUCUGGACAGGCAUUUGUUUGCCAAAGGCUUACUAAAUGCCAACGAAAAAAUAACUCACAAACCGCCAAAAGCUGUUCGAAGACAUAGCUCUAAAAACAGAAAAAGUAAAACUACUUACGAGUAUAUACGAAAAGAGGAUUUUUUCAAAAACAACACUAAUGUCAAAGGCGAACAAAAUUUAUGUACAGAUCCUAGGUUACUUCAUGAAGCGUCGGUUAGACGCAGACCGCUAUAUUAUCCAUCACUAGCUGACUCACCCAGUGGAAACGAAUAUACAGUAACCAACAUCGAUGCUGACGAACUUAGGAAAUCGCAAAGGAAAAAGAAAACUCCCCAGAUUUUAAUACAGCAACCCACGACAGGAACUUACGAUUCUGAAGACGAUGACGAUGAUGCGUCAACUCCAAGCGGUGAAAAUACUGACAGAAAUCCAAUGUCUCUGUUCUCUGUUAGUUCAGAGUCUCUGGACCAAUUGGUGAAUAGAGAAAGGUAUCUUCAGUCGACUUUUGAGAGUAUGUCUGGAGCUGAAACUGAACAUCACACACCCUCUAAUAAAUCGUCGUUUUCAUCUAAAUUUUUAACAAAUAGCGGAAACAAAAAUAUCGAAGCUAUUAACGCUGUGAAAAUGACCAAAUCCGACCCUGAAGCGAUAAAGAAACGGCAAGAAUUGAACAAAAGGAUAGCAGAAACCAAAAAGAAGUUAGAGAGUUUUGGACAUGUUAGCCCACUGAAAUACAGCCAGUCCAUACAUGAUUUGAGUCAUAUACCUGAGAGAGACAAGUGGUCAAAGAAACAAGCAGACAUUGAUAGUGCUAACGCUUCCUCAACUAACACUACAAUCAAUAAAACCGACCCAUGCAGCGUUUGCACAUCUAUAAGUACUUCUUUCACCGAUUUUGUACCGUCUAGCAAAAGCGUUCCAGUCGAUCUACAAUUGUGCGGUUGUUUCAUGAGUGACAUCGAAAAAAACACCACUCAGUUGAGUCAAAUACUCAACUUGAGUCGAGAUAACGAUAAAACUUGCUCAAAAUCGCGUCCUUUGAGUUUGAGUGGGUUAAAUACGGUGAAUUUUGAUGCGGAGAGUAUAAGUUUUCGUGAAAGCCUGGAGAAAGCAACAAAAAGUCCAGAAAGGAGUCUGGAAUCACUUGUUAGACCCAGAAAAUUAAAGUUAGACAAGACUUUGACUAAGUACAAAAUGCACAAGAGCCUUCCUGUCAGUCCUGUCAGUGAGGAAAGACAGUUUGCUGACUUUGUCGAUCAGCAAAAAUGCAGUGAUUUGCAACAGAGACAAAGUUUCAGUUAUUUUCUGGAUCUCGAUCCCAAAUCGACAGACGAAGGUUUCAGACAAGUUUGCAGCGAUAUAGAGAAAUUUAGUGUGGAUUUUAACAAAAAAUACGAUCAAAUUGAGAAAAAUUUCCCUGUCAAAAGUGCCAAAAACGAAGAAAAUAAUCCAGAAGAUGAAGAUGGCAAUUUUAGCUCGGAUUCGUUAGAGGACUAUAACUUUUUUUCUUAUAGCAUUAAAAAGGGUAAAAAGAACGUACCACCGAGGAGAUGUGUGUCAAAUAACGAAAUAUAUCGGUAUCAAGAAGAAUAUAUUGAGGAAAUUCCAAAAAGCGAAUCAUUUUACUUGAAUCAAAAUUACUCGAUACAAGGUAGCCAAGAAAGUAUUCUUUCGGACGAGAAUAACCUCGAUUACAACGACUUCUACAGGGGGGAAGCAAAAAGUUAUUGUAACAGUUUGGAAAGCGUCAUUUCUAACGAUUCUGAUUGCAAGAGUGCUCUCCUUGAGAUAUUGUUUGAAGAUAAAAGAAAAGAACUUAUAUCCGAGGGGAACUGCAAAAUGCCUCAUUCGCAAAGCCUGCCAAAAAAUAUAUCGUGCAAGUACGACACAGAAUUAUCGUCUAGCCUUCCUAAAAAUUUUAUUGAACAUCAUUAUACUGCAUCUCAGCCAAUACAAGCAUCAUCAGGGAAAAAAAGUAAAGGCGGUUUGAAAACUUGCCAGACUCAGACAGAUUUUGAGACACCUCAGCAAAUUGUGGCAAAGAAAGCAGGAAGAGGUUCAGAAGAUUUUCAGAAAAAAUUGCUCAAGUUUGAAAGUACUAUUGCUCAAAGCACUCAUAAAAAACCGGUCGCAUUUUUUGUCGAAACAAACACUAGCAGAGGCAAAUCAAACACAAAACUAAGCAAAGAAAACGUCCCUAUUAAUUUACCAAAAAAUAGUCAAAAAACAAAACACGAAAACUCAGAAAUGUACAUACCAACUCUAGCUUCGAAGAACAAACAAUACAAAAGCAAAUUUUGCAAUGUGUUGAACAAUAAGCCUGAUCAGAACUUGGAUAUGUUUGAAGAAAGAGCCAAUGGCAAAAAUAAUGGCAAUAAUUUUACUUUGUCCACUAUCAAUUUUGAGAGAAACGGAAAUAGAAACAAUAUUCAGGAAACAUCUAGUCUGGACAGGCAUUUAUUUGCCAAAGGCUUACUAAAUGCUAACGAAAAAAUAACUCACAAACCGCCAAAAGCUGUUCGAAGACAUAGCUCUAAAAAUAGAAAAAGUAAAACUACUUACGAGUAUAUACGAAAAGAGGAUUUUUUCAAAAACAACACUAAUGUCAAAGGAGAACAAAAUUUAUCUACAGAUGAAAUUAAAGGCAGUGCAAGUGUUCUAAAUAACAGAACGAAAGAUUUAGUAAUAACUGGUGAAAAUACCAUAGAAUUAAGGUUUAAAGAGAAAAAUAUUGAAUGCGAUGUGGAAGCUGGGUCUUGUAGAUCUAGAAAUAACGUGUUAAACGUAAAAAUUGCAGAAGGUGUAUCAAAGUUUGAUAAGAAAUCAGAGCAUCAGAAUAAUAUUUUAACAGAGUUAUAUGAUAGUUUAGAUAAAAAAUCGCCACCCUCUAAGAUGGACCUAGAUUCAUUAGAUAUAAACUUGAAUACUACCAAUAAUUCUGAUACUGAGUCUACGAAGAAUUUUUUUGGCAGUCUCGAAUUAAAUGUUUGGGGCAAAAGUUCUUGCGUUAGCAAAAACGCCGCUCUUCAUCUAGAGAAUGUCUUGAUGAAGCAAAGUACCAACGAAAAACCAGAAAAAAAGGUUUCCCCCCAAGACAAAAUCGCUACAGCUCUUCAAAACAUCAAAAUCCUGAACGAAAUUCAAAGAAAAAUACACCAAAUCAAUACCCUGAUCGAUAUAUACCGAAAAAACGUGUCAAAAAGUAAAGUAAAAGCCUUAUCAUCGAUGUACGAGAGUUUUUUAACCACCUCACAAAGCUACUACAAUGAUCUGACUAAACUUCAAGCAACCCCAUUGAAGUAUAGACGAAGAAACUUGAGUUUACCGAGUUUCGUUGAAAGAAGACUGAAUUCUGACAGUAAAUCUGGCAACGGUGUGCCUUCCAAGCUGGCAACACCGACGAAUAAUCAAGAUGACAGAAAUAUUGAAGGUGAUGCAUGGAGAAAGAUAUUAGCUGCCUUUGUUUUCCAUGUUUUUGUUGCUGAGCAUAGCUGUUUAUAUUACAAGCAUGUUAUAUAUUGUUAUGUAUAUAUUUUAAAUGUUAUAAAAAUAAAUAAAAUCGAUUUAUAUUUAGACGAUACCUCUAGUCCCGAGUCAAGUUUGCGCAGGUCGUGUAGCUUGUCCGAUUUGAGCAUGCAAAACGCAUCCAAUUUAGCCAAGCGCAAACCCGAACAAACAGUUAAGAAACCAGCACCCCCAGCAAGAAUGACACCACGUUAUGUCAAAAACAACUCGAUGAUGCGCAGUAAAUCCAGCGUCAUGUUGAACCAACAGCACUCAGAUUCCGAAAACGAUUCUCAGGAUAAGAAGAUGUCAAGAUUGAUGAGACCUACGAUCAGUUCUCAUAAUAAAAUGAGCCAAAAGUCGUUACAGGCACGAAAGAAACAGUCCUAUUCGACCAGUAAUUUGAAUCAAAUAGGAAUAGACAACGUUUCGACGUCCGAUGAUGAAGAGACGAUAAAGAAGCCCCAAGUUCCCCCAAGAAUGAGCCGGCAACAGAGCUUCGAAAAUGGACAAAGUACUAAGAGACUCAUGAACAACAAGGACCAAAAGAGAUCUUCACGACACUCAAUUCAUUUUGAUGACACACUAACAAACGAAGAUAUUGACAUAUCAAGCGAAAGUAUGGAUUUUUCUUCAAUUGAAUUCUCCAAUCAGUUAUGCGAAGAUGUCAGCAAACACCUAGUCAGGACCGCAGACAAUGUUGUCAAAAUCUAUGAAAAACUUAAAGAAAAUGAAGAAGCAGGGGAAUCACAGGCUGAAGCUAUGGAUUGUAUUAAAAUGUCCCUCAUCAGAACGCAUAAGGUUGUCCACGAUUGUAUCUUCAACGAAUUUAAGCAGAACAACGGCAACAUCGAUGUAAACCAAACUGACGCUAUUAAGAAACUAAAUGAUUUAGUUUCAAAGGGUGCUUCAGGGUCAGGGUCAGUCAUAGACCUGAUGCAGCAAUAUUCGGACAUUUUGCUAGACAUGAUGCAGCAAAAAAUACAUUCGAGCAACAUUUGAUGUCUACCCGGAAUUUUUUUCGAACUCAAUGUAUAGAAGGACUUAAAAUUAUUGUUAUAAUACGUCCCAGAUAUAGAGAUAGAGAUAUACCGGGUGAUGCAUUGUCUCAGGACAUAUAGGAAACCUCAUGUAAAUUUUAAGAGUGUUGUCAAGUUCAAAUUUUUUUUUAUUUUUAGCCCUAUUUCCUUGAUUUUUUUAUCAAAUUUAUCAACUUCGUAAAUUCAGUUUAUUAUUUAGUUUUUGGCAGGAUGCUGUAUGGCUAUAAGACGUAC